Messenger RNA from Mollisia scopiformis, 1857 nucleotides. RefSeq lists its product as uncharacterized. The record is from RefSeq and is a predicted model, not a curated record. NCBI's taxonomy places the organism in Eukaryota, Fungi, Ascomycota, Leotiomycetes, Helotiales, Mollisiaceae. Gene Ontology annotation, molecular function: protein binding. Bases 67 to 1857 code for a protein of 596 amino acids. The transcript has 4 exons.
AACAGACAUCCCUAUCGAUCGCUUUCUAGCUGGAGCCAAAACCUGCGUGCACUCAGCUUCCUCGAUAUGGAUCCUUCUCAUUCUACAAGCUUCAGUCAAUGGGCGGUUCCAUCAGAGCCGCCACGUCGUCCAGCUGGCAAGUCGCCUUUCGGUUCUUGGCACAACGGACACAAUGGUGGACAGAGAUCUCAAUAUCCUUCUCAAUUCGGCAACGGAUUCGAUAUGCCAUCUGUCUAUGAAGAAUCCUAUCAUCCGAUUAUCCCUCUGAACCAUCGGUUCGACAAACAAGUGCAGCAUUCUGUAGAUGAUGUCUGGGCGCACAACACCAGCUCUGCUACAAUAAGUGACAUCAACCCUACGGCCUCAAAGGGACCUUCUUUCGCAAACAUAUUGCAGGCGGAUGAUCGUGAAAAGGCUCCAGAAUCCACGGAAGAGCCAUCAACCGCCAGGAGAAAGGCAUCCCGUCGAGGUCGCAUUCACCCACGGAUCCAUCCUAAUGAGUGGAAGAAGUACAAAGAUUGUCUUGAGAAUCUGUAUAUCGAGAAACAAAUGACUACAGUAAAGAUCAAGGAUCAUAUGAAGGCUAAAUUUGAUUUUGAUGCUUCUAAACAGCAAUACAAGAACAAGUUUUCCGAGUGGGUAUUUUCGAAGACAUUGAGAAAAGAUGGCCCACCCGAGGAAUUUGCAGCUGCUACCCCAAUAGGUGUAUCAUACUCGACUCCAGCAACUUUUGAGAUGGUUGCAACGCCAGUCAACGUCAAAAGCGUGCCGUCUCGUCCACCUGAGCCGAGCAACUCACAGCCAAAACCCGAUGCCGAAGAACAAGAUCCCUCUCUUUUUCAUCUUCGAUCGACAUGGAAAGGAUACACUUUAUUGGAUGCGGAGAACAUGGUCACUGAGGCUGAGGCAUUUGAUGAUCUUGGAAAGUUUGAGGAAGCAGAGCACAAGUUUCUUGAAGCCUUGGCAGGAUUCGAAAGCCUUAUCUCGCCUUCCAAUGAGAGAACGGUGUCUCUGGCGUACCGAGUAGCCGAAUUCUACGCCAAAAACGUUCGUAUGCACGAAGCAGAUGAAAUCCUUGAAAGGGCGGUCGAAUACCUCCAGGAUCCUCCAGUCAAGGAUCAUCAAGUUCGAGAAGGAGGUCAAAACACUCGUCCGACGGUGUCACAGAAACGGACAUUUAUUUCUCUUUCCUUGACCGAUAGUACCUCCGAGUCGGAUAUUGGGGACAAGCCCCAGUCGCUCGGAUUCCAACUCAUGCUGAACAAAGUGCGAGUGCGGGCCAGAGAAGAAGAGGCGGAACCCAUACUUCUUGAUUUGAUCAAACAAUGUGAAAAGUACCAGGGCGGAUUCUCUCUCGAGAUUGUCAAAGCACGUAGUGCGCUGUUGGACCUAUAUACAGAACUCGACAACCUGGAACAGUUCCGACUAGCACUCAAGGAUUCGAGGUCAUGUGUGUUGGCAAUCUUGAAGAAGAAAAGUAAGGUACCAGCUGAUGUCUCUUUAUUGCAAGAAAUGAUCGAGCUGGUUGAGCAUUUCAUUCGGGCUGGCCGAUACAAUGACUCCGAGAGCAUGUUCAAGGUCAUUGAAAGGGAAAUUACUACCACUUUCGAGAUAGAUGAGCCGUCAAGUGCGAUUGACUGUUUCGUAGCUAUUGGCAUGGCUUACCAGAGGCACAACAAAUGGAGGUAUGCCCAGCCAAGAUUCGAACAUGCCUUGGCCGUAGCUAUUGGUACCCAAGGCCCUGAAAGUACAAUGGCCCGGAAAUUGGAGGCUGCGCUCGAUAAUCAAUUGUUCUCGAUGGCCGCUCUGCCAAAGAAAGGUUCCACAACGCUCGUGCGUCGCAGACUGAGGAGAUAA